AUGGCGGAGGAAGGCGCAGAUAUAUUAGACGCCGUGAUAUUUGGCGUGAUAUCCGCAUCGCUGAGGUUUGUAAAUGGCUCGUCGAUGGGCACAAGCUCUUUCGGGCCAGGACCGAAGGAGGCUUGGAAGUUGAUUUUGGUGUUAUGUACCGCACACGAUUGUUCAGUACUGUUGCAGCCACUCGAUCGGUUAAAGACAUUGACGCAGCAGGAUGCAGCUGCCUCAGCGAAUCCCACCAGAUAUUUCAGUAAGGUUGUACGCACUCAUGGAUUUUUGGAUUUGUGGCGUGGCACUUCACCGACUUUGCUGCGUGCUGUUCCCGGAAUAACGCUUUAUUUUGGUUUUUUGCAAUUGGGCAAAAAUGCAAUGCCUCAGUUGUCAAAUGCACAUAUUGCAAAUUUCCUGUUGGGUUCAUGUUCGCGUACUGCCGCUACACUACUGCUCAUGCCGGCUACCGUUAUCAAAACUCGCUUCGAGACUUUGCUACGUGCUGUUCCCGGAAUAACGCUUUAUUUUGGUUUUUUACAAUUGGGCAAAAAUGCAAUGCCUCAGCUGUCAAAUGCACAUAUUGCAAAUUUCCUGUUGGGUUCAUGCUCACGUACCGCCGCUACAUUGUUGCUCAUGCCGGCUACUGUUAUCAAAACUCGCUUCGAGAGUAGCUUGUACAGAGAUGCUGGUAUAAAGAAAGCUGCAAAGGAACUCUUUCAUCAGUAUGGCUGGAGAGACCAUACUUCUCAUGCACCCGUCGAACGCUUCGGCAGCGGCCUGAUCGCAGGUCUUUGUGCUUGUGCUAUUACGCAGCCGUUCGAUAUGAUAAAAACCCACGUGCAGCUUUUUUCUCAACAUUCGUUAUACGAAUUCAUCUCACUUCUGUACCAGGUGAACCUCUGCUACCAUAAGAUCAUUGCUGCAGCAGUGGCAGCAUCCUCUGUUUUGCACGAUUCCUCUGUAGACAGAAAUGGCGCCCAUCCAAAUUCAAGAAAUAACGGUUUUGAAUCAUUAUACGUCAUUUUUUCAGAAAAUCGACUAUGA
Molecule: messenger RNA, 1032 nt
Organism: Gongylonema pulchrum
Lineage: Eukaryota; Metazoa; Nematoda; Chromadorea; Rhabditida; Gongylonematidae
Source: the annotation of a GenBank genome assembly